Mastomys coucha (southern multimammate mouse) is the source of this 2923-nucleotide messenger RNA. RefSeq names its product glycerol-3-phosphate dehydrogenase 1 (gene Gpd1). Gene Ontology annotation, molecular function: protein homodimerization activity; glycerol-3-phosphate dehydrogenase [NAD(P)+] activity; NAD binding. Gene Ontology annotation, biological process: glycerol-3-phosphate catabolic process; carbohydrate metabolic process. Gene Ontology annotation, cellular component: glycerol-3-phosphate dehydrogenase (FAD) complex; cytosol. Bases 78 to 1127 code for a protein of 349 amino acids. NCBI's taxonomy places the organism in Eukaryota, Metazoa, Chordata, Mammalia, Rodentia, Muridae. The record is from RefSeq and is a predicted model, not a curated record. The transcript has 8 exons.
UUGGCUGCACCCACGUGUGGUGGAGUUAAAUACUCGGAGCCCACACCCGCUGGGGCAGAGGAGCAAGAAGCAGCACCAUGGCUGGCAAGAAAGUCUGCAUUGUCGGCUCCGGCAACUGGGGCUCAGCCAUUGCCAAGAUCGUGGGUAGCAACGCAGGCCGGCUGGCACACUUUGACCCACGGGUGACCAUGUGGGUGUUUGAGGAAGACAUCGGGGGCAGAAAGCUAACUGAGAUCAUCAAUACGCAACACGAGAACAUUAAAUACCUGCCAGGGCACAAGCUGCCCCCCAAUGUGGUGGCUGUCCCAGAUGUGGUCCAGGCUGCAACAGGUGCUGACAUCCUGGUUUUUGUGGUUCCCCAUCAGUUCAUUGGCAAGAUCUGUGACCAGCUCAAGGGCCACUUGAAGGCCAAUACUAUUGGCAUAUCUCUUAUCAAGGGGGUAGACGAGGGCCCCAACGGGCUGAAGCUCAUCUCUGAAGUGAUUGGGGAACGCCUUGGCAUUCCCAUGAGCGUGCUGAUGGGGGCCAACAUUGCCAGUGAGGUGGCUGACGAGAAGUUCUGUGAGACGACCAUUGGCUGCAAGGACCCAGCCCAAGGACAGCUCCUGAAGGAACUGAUGCAAACACCCAACUUUCGCAUCACUGUGGUACAAGAGGUGGACACAGUGGAGAUCUGUGGAGCCUUGAAGAAUAUAGUGGCCGUUGGGGCUGGCUUCUGUGACGGGCUUGGCUUCGGUGACAACACCAAGGCGGCGGUGAUCCGGCUGGGCCUCAUGGAGAUGAUCGCCUUCGCCAAGCUCUUUUGCAGUGGCUCUGUGUCCUCGGCCACCUUCCUGGAGAGCUGCGGGGUCGCUGACCUGAUCACAACCUGCUACGGGGGUCGGAACCGCAAGGUGGCAGAGGCCUUCGCUCGCACCGGAAAGUCCAUUGAGCAGCUGGAGAAAGAGAUGCUGAACGGGCAGAAGCUACAGGGGCCCCAGACAGCCCGGGAGCUGCACAGCAUUCUCCAACACAAGGGCCUUGUGGACAAGUUUCCAUUGUUCACUGCGGUGUACAAAGUGUGCUAUGAGGGCCAGCCAGUGGGGGAGUUCAUCCGCUGCCUGCAGAACCACCCGGAACACAUGUGAAUGGGGCCAGGGCCCAGGGCAUGCAGCUCCUCUGCCCCAACCCCAACGGAGACAAGCAGAAGCGUGUGACACCUGUCUCCAGGACAGUCUCCAGGAUUCCCCCAUCCAGCAGAGUCCUCACUGAUGGACCCUGAGGACAGGAGGCUGUGGGGCUCGGCUACACACCUGGAGAUGCAGAGUUGCUGCUGACCCUGCAGCCUCUCGCAGAAUCCACACUUCCCUGCUGUCCUCUGGGAAGUGUAGAGCUAAGAAGCCCUAGUGCUGCCUGCCCUAGGGGUGGGGUUGGGGGAAGGGAAGGUGCCAAGGCAAGGUCUACUGGUUAGUGUCUCACACACACUCGGAAACUGUCCCAAGUCCCACUAGGUGACUGAAGAAGCACUUCGCCACAGAAAAGAUGAGGCAGAGGCUGCCAAGGGAAGGGUCUGGAUGCCUGAGCUGACACAGACCCCAGAGACCCUUUGGCUGACCUCUGCCAGGCCCCACGAAACAUCAACGCUCUCACUGUUUGCUAACAAAAUACAAAGCUCUCAAACAACCUCCUUCCAACUUCUCCUAGCAACAUUUGCUUCCUCAGAAGCCUCUGCUAAGCCCUCCCCCAGGCUACUCUGGCACAAGAGUUGCUCCACACUGGCAUCUCUGGCCCCGGGGCUCUCCAUUCUUCCCAGAGACUUCCUGGUUCCUAGAGCUUUGCCAGGGCCUCCCCACCCUGUGUGACCUUUCCAAGCGUUCCCUUGCCUGCACCCGGCUGCCAGCACCCUCUUUGGGGAGCAGGAACUUAAUCUGCUGACAGAGCUACACUUUUUUCAUAGCAGGCUCAGAUGGCUCAGGCUCCCCUGACCUUCCUAUUUGUCAGGAGCUCUGCCUGGGAGAAGUGUCAGCCAGCCCCUCCAACUGCUGACACUUUUUAAAAAGGCAUCCCAACCCCAUACCUUUCUUCUCAGGGCCCUCCACACAAGGCCAUCUCUGUCUGCAGUCACCAAUUUCAUCAUGUCUAACAGAAUGUAGGAUUCAUAGCUUAUCUUCCUGAGCUCCUUCAGCCCAUAUUCUUGACUCUAUCCUUUCCUCUUGCCCAAGCCAGUCUUCCAGCCAUUCUCACACAGCCAGGAGUUGCCACCCAGCAUCUGUAGGCUUGGAGCCAAGGAGCAGCUCAAAGGUUCAGUAGGUUUCCACAAUGGUUGGUGGGUCUUGAUAGUCCGAGGCCAGCAGUCCCUGGAAUGAGGUCCUCAUUAGAUCGUAACCAUACACAUCAGGAACUGGGAGCUCCAGGGAAGGCUAAUUGAAAACAGCCUGCUAUGGGGUGAGGGAGUGCAGAGGGGGAUGGGAAUAUGCUUGGCACUGGCCCUGUUCCAAGGUUAGGUGGCAGCAGGAGAAUGUCACAGAUCAGCAGCCGGGAGCCCUAGCUAUAAAUAGUCCCUGGGACCUGAGAGGUUUCUCUCUCCACCAGGGGUCUCCAUUUCGUGUGUGACAGCAACUGGCACACGGUGGCUCUGGCCAGCUUGAUAUUAAACUAACACACUAAGGUACCAGGCCUCUCUCUGCUCCUAGCCUUUAAGAAUUCCGUCUUAGUAAUGAAGGUCAGAGCUGUGCGGUAAGAUGAAGACGGGGAGCCCUGUCAUCGAUCCUGACUGGGCCGGAACCCUCCCACGUAUGACUCAGUUCAGAGCUGUUUCCCAGGAGGCUGGGGUGGGAUGCAGAUUCCAAUACCUUAACCUAUGUUUGCUCAGUCAGUCAACUGUGAAUCUGAGGCCUUCUGUCAGGCCACUUGUCUACCCAAUAAAUUGUGGUUUUUCCAAAAA